Messenger RNA from Phyllopteryx taeniolatus (common seadragon), 1177 nucleotides. It is a transcript of the gene uchl1, whose product is annotated as ubiquitin carboxyl-terminal esterase L1 (ubiquitin thiolesterase). The record is from RefSeq and is a predicted model, not a curated record. NCBI's taxonomy places the organism in Eukaryota, Metazoa, Chordata, Actinopteri, Syngnathiformes, Syngnathidae. The transcript is spliced from 9 exons. Gene Ontology annotation, molecular function: cysteine-type deubiquitinase activity. Gene Ontology annotation, cellular component: cytoplasm. The coding region runs from base 1 to 759 and encodes 252 amino acids. Gene Ontology annotation, biological process: ubiquitin-dependent protein catabolic process; protein deubiquitination.
AUGGUACAACCCGCGUCUUAUAAAUACCACCGAAUUUCGCGUGGCUGGAAAAUAUUCAAAGUUAGCACGAGUAAAAGGUCGAUAAACAUUAGCAACAUGGAGUGGACUCCGAUGGAAAUCAACCCUGAGGUGCUGAACAAGUUGAUGACGAAAGUCGGCGUGGGCGAGAGCUGGCAUUUUGUGGACGUCCUCGGCUUCGAGGCCGAGCAGCUAUCCGCCGUCCCGAAGCCGUGCUGUGCCCUGAUGCUGCUCUUCCCCAUCACACAAGAGCAUGACUCUUUCAGACAUCAGCAGACGGAUAAAGUGGUGCGGAGCUCGGACGCCUACUUCCUGAAGCAGACGGCGACCAAUUCCUGCGGCACCGUCGCUCUGCUGCACGCGCUGGCAAACAACCAAAGCAAACUGACCUUCGAGAGUGCUUCUGUGUUGAAGAAGUUUCUGGAUGAAACUGCCAAGAUGUCUGCUGAUGACCGUGCCAAACAUCUGGACAAGAACCAGGCAAUCCACGAGGCUCACAACGAGGUGGCUGCGCAGGGCCAAUGUAGGCCAGAAGCAGAUAAGGUCAACUUCCACUUUGUUGCCUUUGUCAACGUCAAUGGACAACUCCUUGAAUUCGACGGGAAGAUGAAUGGCCCCCUAAACCACGGAACCACCAAAGAUGAGACCCUCCUAACGGAUGCUGCCAAAGUGUGCCGAGGAUUUGUGGAGCGAGGACAAGGCGAAGUGCGCUUCUCCGCCGUGGCUCUGUGUCGUGCUUAAAUUCCCCACUGGGACGAAAUGUAGCCGACAAAAACAACAUUUAUCUGCGUUUUCCAGGCACUGUUAAGCAAGUAUUGUUUUGACUAAACACACAAAUGUAGGUUGUACACCUCUUCUUGUGAACUAUUAGCACAACUGUUGAAAAUGUGCAGAAACUGUGUUCCCCUUAGAUGUGAGCAAAGCAAUCCCACUGCAGUUUUGUUUGCUGAUAAUUUUUUGGACUGUUCUGAUGACUUUGAGAUCGGAUGUUCCUCACAGCCUCAAUGUAGCUUCACAUAACGACUGGAUGGCGCAUUUGAAGAGCGCAAUGGAGUUUGCUUUCCUUUGCACGGUCGGAAUUGCGUGUGCGUGUUGCAGUGUUCUUUGCACUGUUGGUGUGGCUGUUACUGACACAAAAUAAAGUGCUUUUGAUGUGUGA